Messenger RNA from Ilex paraguariensis (yerba mate), 1008 nucleotides. The record is from the annotation of a GenBank genome assembly. Lineage: Eukaryota; Viridiplantae; Streptophyta; Magnoliopsida; Aquifoliales; Aquifoliaceae.
AUGGCAGAUCCGUACGGAAUCAACGCUCGCCCAUCCUUAAUCGAAUCGGACGACAUGUCUUCGAUUCUUCAUGAUAUUCUCCACUAUUCAUCUGCUCCACCUUCAAAUUCUUCUUUAAACUCACUUAAAUCCAAAUACCUGGAAGCGGAGACUUCAGCCACUGCCGGAUUGUUUUCCCGAUCGGAGGAUUCGGAUAACCGAGUCAGGGACGGAGCGUCCGCCUCCGUGCUCCACUCGGCUUCCAGUUUCAAUUUCUCCGAUCCCGGUGACUACUUUCCGAUUGAGGUGAAAGAUAGUACAAAAAACACUUGUUCUAUGGUUGGCGGCCUGGAAUCUAAUGCGAUCACGUCGAUGAAGGGCAGAGAGGACUUCAAGAAGGGACUUGAAGCGUCAGAGGUGACGGUAGAUCCUAUUCCGCCGCGUUCCUCCAAGAGGAGCAGACCAUUAGAGGUCCAUAACUUGUCCGAGAAGAGGAGAAGGAGUCGAAUCAAUGAGAAAAUGAAAGCAUUGCAGAGUCUAAUUCCGAAUUCUAACAAGACUGAUAAGGCAUCAAUGCUGGAUGAUGCCAUUGAAUAUCUGAAGCAGCUUCAACUACAGGUACAGAUGCUGACUAUGAGAAACGGAUUAAAUUUCCAUCCUACUAAUUUGCGUGGAUCAUUACAACCAAUUCAACUCCCCCAGAUGGCAAUGAAUUUUAAGGAAGAAAAUGGAUUGCUGAAUAUGGACAGAGGAGCAGAUACCUUUCCUGGGAAUCAAGAAAUUCCUAGGCGAACUGCAUUUCAAAUUCUCAACCAUGCUGCCCCAAGCCAACCAAUGGUAAUACCCCCAUUAACAAAUAUUAUGAAUUUAGAGAGCUCCUUCUGUUUGGAAACAUCAAUUCAGACUCAGUAUGGAGUUCCCAAUCAUUUGACAUCUUCAAAGGAUAUCUACCGGGAUGAUAUACUAUCACGGCUGAAUUUAGAUAUAAGUUGCUCGGGUCACAAUUCAUCACCGGGUGUGUCUUCUUAG